Molecule: messenger RNA, 4793 nt
Organism: Candoia aspera
Lineage: Eukaryota; Metazoa; Chordata; Lepidosauria; Squamata; Candoiidae
Gene: KCNH2
Product: potassium voltage-gated channel subfamily H member 2
Exons: 14
Coding region: 108-3545 (1145 amino acids)
Biological process (GO): regulation of ventricular cardiac muscle cell membrane repolarization; regulation of heart rate by cardiac conduction; potassium ion transmembrane transport
Cellular component (GO): plasma membrane
Molecular function (GO): inward rectifier potassium channel activity
Source: RefSeq, a predicted model, not a curated record
AGCCGGCCUGAGGGGCCCCAGCGCUGGGCCGCUCCGUGGCCGUCGUCGGCGCGCCUGGAUGCGUUUGGGGGCGGGCGCCGGGCGGCCCUCCCCCAUGGGCUUGCAGCAUGCCGGUCCGGCGCGGGCACGUGGCCCCCCAGAACACUUUCCUGGACACCAUCAUCCGCAAAUUUGAGGGCCAGAGCCGCAAGUUCAUCAUCGCCAACGCCCGCGUGGAGAACUGCGCCAUCAUCUACUGCAAUGAUGGCUUUUGCGACCUCUGUGGCUACACCCGGGCUGAGGUCAUGCAGAAGCCGUGCACCUGUGACUUCCUGUAUGGGCCGCGCACCCAGACAAGCUCCACGGCGCAGAUUGCACAGGCCCUCCUGGGCUCUGAGGAGCGUAAGGUGGAGAUCUGCUUCUACCGGAAGGACGGCAGCUGUUUCCUGUGCGUGGUGGACGUUGUCCCGGUGAAGAAUGAGGACGGCGCUGUCAUCAUGUUCAUCCUCAAUUUCGAGGUGGUGAUGGAUCGGGCCCUGCUGACCAGCUCUGCCAAAAACACCAACCACUGGGUUUCACCUGCCACCUGGUUGCCCACAGGUCGUGGCAAGUCUUUCCGGCUGAAGCUGCCGGCGCUGCUGGCUCUGGCCGGGAGCAAACAGUCGCUGCCACAGGAUGACCCCGACGAGGCCGUGGUGGUGGACUUCUCCAAGCAGAGCAGUGAGUCCAUGGCCCUGGACGAGGUCACCUCCUCCCUGGACAACCACUGCCUGGGCUGCGAGGAGCCUGAGGACCAGCGGGCCCUGAUGGAGCACGGAGGGAGGGGCAGCAAGGAGCCCCCCAUCACCCACUCCUCCCCUCGGGCGGACAAAGCCCACCUCCGCCUGGAGGCCUCCUUCUCCAACUGCAGCCUGACCCGCAGCCGCUCUCGCGAGAGCUUCUACAGCGUGCGCCGGGCGUCCUCCGUGGAUGACAUUGAGGCCAUGAAGGGUGAGGGGGACAAGGGCUGGGCCCACAGCCGGCACGCCAGCACGGGGGCCAUGAACCAUGUCCGGAGCCACCUGUUGAACUCCACCUCCGAUUCGGACCUCGUGCGCUAUCGCGCCAUCAGCAAAAUUCCCCAGAUCACCCUCAACUUUGUGGACUUCAAGGCUGAGGCCUUCCUCACGUCACCCUCCAGCGAGAAGGAGAUCAUCGCCCCCAGCAAGCUCAAGGACCGCACCCACAAUGUCACCGAGAAGGUCACCCAGGUCCUGUCUCUGGGAGCCGACGUCCUCCCAGAGUACAAGCUGCAGGCUCCGCGGAUCCAUAAGUGGACAAUCCUUCACUACAGCCCGUUCAAGGCAGUCUGGGAUUGGCUGAUCUUGCUGCUGGUCAUCUACACGGCCAUCUUCACCCCCUACUCGGCAGCCUUCCUGCUCAACAACCAGGAUGGGCGUGACCACCGCACCUGCGGCUACUCCUGCAGCCCCCUCAACGUGGUGGACCUGAUCGUGGACAUCAUGUUCAUCAUCGACAUCCUGAUCAACUUCCGCACCACCUACGUCAACUCCAACGAGGAGGUGGUCAGCCACCCGGCCAAGAUCGCCAUCCAUUACUUCAAGGGCUGGUUCCUGAUCGACAUGGUGGCGGCCAUUCCUUUCGAUCUGCUCAUUUUCGGCUCUGGCUCGGAAGAGACCACCACCCUCAUUGGGCUGCUGAAGACAGCACGGCUGCUGCGUCUGGUGCGCGUGGCCCGCAAGCUGGAUCGCUACUCGGAGUACGGGGCAGCAGUGCUUUUCUUGCUGAUGUGCACCUUUGCCCUGAUCGCGCACUGGCUGGCCUGCAUCUGGUACGCCAUCGGGAACAUGGAGGGCAAGGCCAUCGGCUGGCUCCACUCCCUGGGCGGCCAGAUCGGCAAGCCCUUCAAUGCCAGCACCCACCACCUGGGCCCCAGCAUCAAGGACAAGUACAUCACGGCCCUCUACUUCACCUUCAGCAGCCUCACCAGCGUCGGCUUUGGCAACGUGUCGCCCAACACAAAUCCGGAAAAGAUUUUCUCCAUCUGCGUCAUGCUCAUUGGCUCACUGAUGUACGCCAGCAUCUUUGGGAACGUGUCGGCCAUUAUCCAGCGGCUGUACUCAGGGACGGCACGCUACCACACCCAGGUGCUGCGGGUGCGAGAGUUCAUCCGCUUCCACCAAAUCCCGAAUCCCCUGCGCCAGCGCCUGGAAGAGUACUUCCAGCACGCCUGGUCUUACACCAACGGCAUCGACAUGAACGCGGUGCUGAAGGGCUUCCCCGAGUGCCUGCAAGCCGACAUCUGCCUACACCUGAACCGCAGCCUGUUGCAGAACUGCCGCCCCUUCAGGGGGGCCAGCAAGGGCUGCCUGCGCGCCUUGGCCAUGAAGUUCAAGACCACCCAUGCCCCGCCAGGGGACACCCUGGUGCACGCAGGGGACGUCCUCACCGCCCUCUACUUCAUCUCUCGCGGCUCCAUCGAGAUCCUCAGAGGUGAUGUGGUGGUGGCCAUCCUAGGGAAGAAUGAUAUAUUUGGGGAGCCGCUCAACCUGUAUGCGCGGCCUGGGAAGUCAAACGCAGAUGUGCGAGCCCUGACAUACUGCGACCUGCACAAGAUCCACCGAGAAGAUCUUCUGGAGGUGUUGGACAUGUACCCAGAGUUCUCUGACCACUUCUGGUCCAACCUGGAGAUUACAUUCAACCUGCGAGAUACAAACAUGAUCCCGGGUUCACCCAGCAGCGACGAGAUGAAUGGUGCAUUCAACCGUCUGCGACGGCGCAAACUCUCCUUCCGCCGGCGCACGGAGAAAGAUGAACACCUGGGCGAAUCGAGAGCCCAGCCCAAGGCACUGCACGUGGGCCAGAACUGCCAGCCCCCGGGCCCCCCCAGGUGGGAGCCGUGCCUCAGCAGCUCAGCAGCAUCCAGCGCUCCCUCCAGCGAUGAGGAGGAGGCCUCCGCCCCCGUCUGCAGGGUCGCUGAGCUGUCGCCUGUCCACACCACCACCAGGGCGCCUGCUGUGCCUCCCUCCACGGCGCCUCCCGAGCAGAAGAGCAGUGGCCCUUGCAACCCGCUGUCAGGGGCCUUUUCUGGCAUGUCGAACAUCUUCAGCUUCUGGAGCGAGAGCCGAGAACGACAGUACCAGGAGCUGCCCUGCUGCGCCCCCCCUGCCCGCCCCACCCUCAACAUCCCCCUGGCCAGCAACGUCUCCUCGGACAAGCGACAUCGCUCUGAGCUGGAGGGCCGCCUGGACCUGCUCCAGAAGCAGCUCAACAGAUUCCCCAUUUCCCGGCACCAAGAGUGGAUGUGGCCGAGUCCAGUGGUGAGGUGGUGCUGCUGGUGGAGCCACCCUGUGCUGCCCCUCGACGCCUUUCGCUCCCAGGACAGCUGGCUGCGGCUGGGUCCCCGGACUUGCCCCCAGAUUUGCACAGACACUGCUCAGACCCCGGCAGUUAAUGGACUCUGGGCGGAGGCCCAGCAAGGGUCUCUCAGCAAGUGGGGGGCAGCCCCAACCGUGGACAGAGAGUGCCGUGAGCCUCUGCGGCCCACCAGAGGGGCAGCUGCCUGAGGCAUGGCCGAGCAGGGCCGGCUGCUCUCCAACAAUGUUAGCUGGCCUAACAGGCAGGCCAGCCACCGGGGGUCUCCCGGGGGACUGGCUGGAGAGCUGGCUGUGUGCAGGAACAGUGGUGUCAUGAAGAUGAAGAGCAAGUAGAUGCGAUACCGAGGAGGGUUAGAAUGGCCAUUGGGACCCUAAGCAUAUCGGCCAAGAGCAUGUUGCACAUCCCCGUUCGUGGGCUGCGGGGGGGCUUUGGUCAACCCCAGGUCUCUCAGCUGGAAGGCCAGGAGGCAGGGGACAUUCCAGCUGGACCCCCUGGAGGAGCGCAGCUCUCCAGAGCCAGCGGGAACCCCCAGCCUCCAUGUGUGAAGCUGCGUCCUUUGUGAUCCACCUGUCCACAUGUGCGCUACUGCAGAUGAGAGCAAGGCAGGGGCACUAGGAAUCCGUGGACGCUGCUUCCCUCUUCCUUGUUUUGAGAUAACCCCCCUUCCAGGGCCAAGCCUUCCAUGAACUCCCUCCGUCCACCAACGUGCCCAACACUAUUGCUGGGCGGGGGCUCCAGCUGCCCACUGAGCAAUCAUUCAAAGCCCCUUGGAUCCAUCUGGGGGGAGAGAUGGGUGGGGGGCCAGGGCAGUCUGCGUGGGAGACCUUGCUGAGCUCAGCCCUUCCCUGUGGGACAGGCAGCCCAGGAGACCCCGAGGGCGGGCAGGGAGCCGGCGGGCCGAGUCACCCCCCCCCCAGCAUCUGGGCUGUGUCAGCAGCCCCUCCUCCUGCUGCAUGGGCCUGGGGGCAGGGGUGCAUCUCUCCACAUCUCCAAAGGGUAUCAAUUCCUUGUUGUGUGCACAUGUACAUGCACCUGCUUUUUUUACCCACCACUUCCAUUGCAGGAAUUGCUGCUGAAUGUUUUCCUCCCUGUUGAUGAAAAAUGGGGUGCAGGGGAACAACUGAGAAUACAAGGAGGCCCUUGUUCUUUUCCAUGCCCUGCCUGCCAUAGGCACCCGCAGAUAAAGCCACAGCCAGAAUGGCUCCCUGCUGCUGGAUGCGCCCCCUUCCUCUCCCCCCUCCCUCCCCCUCCCCCCCAGGUUUCUUUGUCCCUCUCUCUUUGGUGGGGUGGAGGCUUUGUUCCAUCACAGUGAUGCUGACAGCCCCCACUGGCAGGUCUCAGCUUGUCCCAGGCAUCUGAAUGUGCGUGACGUUCCCACCCAGCAUGCUGUCCUCAGCAGUAGCAACUGAUGCCCAAUAAACUUGGAGUGGAUGCCU